This is a messenger RNA of Aspergillus pseudotamarii, 1968 nucleotides long. Its product is annotated as transcription factor domain-containing protein. Lineage: Eukaryota; Fungi; Ascomycota; Eurotiomycetes; Eurotiales; Aspergillaceae. The transcript has 2 exons. Gene Ontology annotation, biological process: DNA-templated transcription; positive regulation of transcription by RNA polymerase II. Bases 1 to 1968 code for a protein of 655 amino acids. Gene Ontology annotation, molecular function: DNA-binding transcription factor activity, RNA polymerase II-specific; zinc ion binding; sequence-specific DNA binding. The record is from RefSeq and is a predicted model, not a curated record.
AUGGAACAGACGACAAGAAUCCGGAAGAGAGUUCCAAAAUCCUGUCGUCGCUGCCAUCGACGGAAACAGCGCUGUGUUGGAUAUCCCACCUGCGCCAACUGUAGUGCGGCAAAUGAACCUUGCAUGCGCUUGGAGAUGUCUCCAUCUUGGCACCAUGGGAUGUCCAAGGGCGCAUUGGCACAGCGGAUUGAGGCUUUAGAAGCGCAUCUUUCUGCAAUUACUGAAGGCUUACCUUCGACCAGCGGAGAGCAACCUGUUGGCUCGCCAGAGGGUACGCCGUGUGCGCUUGAAGAACAGACCGAGGUGGAACCUAGAGAGAAGAACAGGGCGACCGCAUACUUUGGACCUUCAUCCGGUGUGACCCUUACGGAGAACUUGAGUCAUAUGGUUGAGGAUGCCGCCUGGACCAAUAGAUCGAUUCCGAUCCAUAGUACCGAACGUCAUGAACCACUAUCGCCUGCCCCCACGGCUGAGCAGGGCAAGGCUGUGCCACCUGACGAUGCGGUCGGGAGGCAGCUCCUUGAUGCAUACUUCAUUAACAUGCACACGCGACAACCAUUUAUCAACUGCGCGGAGAUUCUUCAGCUACACUCUAAACGAUACGAUGCGCCCGGCGCUGGCCAGUUAGAACAAUACGGAAUGUUCAAGCUAUUCAUGGUGUAUGCUAUCGGCGCAGCGAUGCUACAGCUCACUGAACAGUAUGAGUCGACUACGGCGAGUGCAUAUUAUGCUACAGCAAUGCAGUAUGAUAGUGCUCUGCGAGAAUCGCUGUCUAUUGCGGGUAUCGAAGGACGGGUGUUGAUGGUCAUAUACGAACUACGAUCGAGCUCUAGCUCAAGCUUGUGGUACAACAUCGGUAUGGCGAUGCGGAUAUGCAUCGACCUGGAUAUGCACCGCGAAUCACACUACAGGACAAUGAAACCAUUGGAGGCGCAGCUGCGCCGAAGGCUAUUUUGGAGCGUAUAUGUGAUCGAGCGACAUGUUGCAUGGUCCCUCGGACGGCCAUUCAGUAUAGCAGAGGACGAAAUCGAUGUACAGAUUCCGGCUGAUAUUGAUGACCCGACUAGCAGGUAUGCUGAGGUAGAACACACCAUUGGUGACUUGUCAUCAGAUAUUACGCAUGGGGCGAAUAUACCGGCUAUCAGACGGUUCAUUGCGACAGUACAUUUGCAACGGAUCAUGUCCCGCACUCAUACCAAGAUUUACCGCGUAGACAGAAACACCUCUGCUUUGCUACCGGAAUUACCCCCAUUGCUGGCCUCGCUGGAGGAGUACAAGAGGGGUUUACCUCCCUUACAACCAGGCGAUAAUGACUUUAUUCAAAUGCACUGGAACAAUUGUGUUCGCGCGCUGCUGCAGCCAUUUCUGAGUAUUCUCGAUCCAGAGGAUGACCUCAUCAGAACAUGUUUGCACGUAUCGGGCCAAAUGUGCCAAUUGUUUAAGCGUUCGCAACAAAAGGGCCUGUCAGGGUACUCUUUCCUCUUAGUAAAUUCGGUAUAUAUGGCCGGACUCACAAUGUGCUUUUGUUUAUUUCGAUCUCCCCGUCUAUGGAGAACGAACGUGGCAAAUGAUCUCCGUGCUUGCUCGUCUGCCAUAUUUGCUAUGGCGGAGCGGAAAUCCAGCUUCAGGAAAUAUCGCGACGACUUGGAGAAUAUGAUCAACCGAGCUAUGGCCUUUGUAGAUGAGACGUUGAUCCAUAACCCGUAUAUACCAAGCCAACCAGCACCAGGCGUGGAAGAAUCUUCAGGGUCUCAUUUCGCCAACCUUGAGAAUUCCAAGGAUUCCAUGGCGAGCACACUCGAUCUACAGAGUGCAGCUAUUCUAGAGGCUCACGAGCAAGAGGCUUCACUCAAUACGGGAAAUCCAUUUGCAGGUGUGUCCUUGGAAGACUUUUGGCCCGGCGAAAGUCUUAAUCUCCCUACAUUGGAUGUGUUUGGCUUUGGUUGGGAUAAAUUAGGUGCGGAGUAA